UCCCACUGCGUUAACGCGCGCCCCGUGUUUCUGAGCGCUCGCGCCUGCAGGUUGGAGGAGUGCUCUCCUCGCGCGCGCGGCUCUGUAAUCUCGCCUUUUCAUUUCUCUCUGCAAGACCAGAACAGCUCCUGGACGCACGGACGGACGGACGGACAGCUUUAAGCAGCAAGCACUAAAGGCACAGGUCUCCUCCUCCUCUUCCUCUUCCUCCCCGUGUUUCUCCUCCUCCAUCACCGCCUUCGCCUCCCCCCUCCUCCUCCUCCUCCUUCUUUCCCCGGUUUAUUCCUCCGCGAUUUUUCGCCGAGAUCCGCAGCCGGGUGAACGCGGAGAGCUUUUCGGUAAGGGGACUUUACUCGAGAGCGAGGCCCCCUGGCCCCCUCCUCCUCUUCCUCCUCCUCCUCCUUUUCCUUUUCCCCCCGCUCCCUUUUCCGCUUCAGACCCGUGUUUGUUUUGUUUUUUUUUUAUUUUAUUCUAUUCCGUUUUUUUUGGUUUUGUUUUCGUGCGAUCGGAUUUAUUUGGAGGAUUUGGGAGCUCCGGACGAGGCCGCGGGCUUGAGCGCAGGAGGGGGGAUGACUUUAGAGUCUAUGAUGGCUUGCUGCCUGAGCGAAGAGGCGAAGGAGUCGAAACGGAUCAACGCCGAGAUCGAUAAGCAGCUGCGCCGAGACAAGCGGGACGCGAGGCGGGAAUUAAAGCUUCUCCUUCUCGGUACGGGAGAAAGCGGUAAGAGCACAUUCAUCAAACAGAUGCGCAUCAUCCAUGGCACCGGGUACACGGACGAAGACAAGCGCGGCUUCACCAAGCUGGUCUACCAGAACAUCUACACGUCUAUGCAGGCCAUGAUCCGUGCCACAGAGACGCUCAAAAUCGCCUACAAGUAUGAGCAGAACAAGGCCAACGCCAUGCUGGUGAAGGAGGUGGACAUCGAGAAGGUCUCGUCAUUCGAUCAGCCCUACGUUAGCGCCAUUAAGAUGCUGUGGUCAGAUCCAGGCAUCCAGGAAGCCUACGACCGCCGCCGAGAGUACCAGCUCUCCGAUUCCACUAAAUACUAUCUGUCCGAUCUGGACCGCAUCGCUGAGCCAUGCUAUCUGCCCACCCAGCAGGACGUGCUCAGGGUCCGAAUCCCAACCACGGGCAUCAUCGAGUACCCUUUCGACUUGCAAAGCAUCAUUUUCAGAAUGGUGGAUGUUGGUGGGCAGAGGUCUGAGCGCAGGAAGUGGAUCCACUGCUUCGAGAACGUCACGUCCAUCAUGUUCCUGGUGGCUCUGAGCGAGUACGACCAGGUGCUGGUGGAGUCCGACAACGAGAAUCGUAUGGAGGAGAGUAAAGCGCUUUUCAGGACGAUAAUCACAUAUCCGUGGUUCCAGAACUCCUCGGUCAUCCUCUUCCUCAAUAAGAAGGACCUCCUGGAGGAGAAGAUUUCCUACUCCCACCUGGUCGACUACUUCCCAGAGUUUGAUGGGCCUCAGCGGGACGCACAAGCAGCGCGGGAGUUCAUCCUGAAGAUGUUUGUGGAUCUGAACCCCGACAGCGACAAGAUCAUCUACUCGCACUUCACCUGCGCCACAGACACGGAGAACAUCCGCUUCGUCUUCGCCGCCGUGAAGGACACCAUCCUGCAGCUCAACCUCAAAGAGUACAACCUGGUGUAGGCUGCCAUCGCCGGAGACUGCUCUCAUACUUCAGCACAGAACAGACACACACACACGACACACACAACACACUAAAUUACCAACGGUCCACUUUGUUUUCCAGCCUCCUGUUUUUGUUUUUCGUCCAGCAAUUUGAGGGUGUUCCAGAUCUUUCCUGCUUUUAUCUUCUGUCCGUUUUGCCAAAGCCUGUCCACUUUCUCUCGUCGGCAGCUCGUGUCCAAGCUCUCCCUUCCUUCUAUCCCUCCCUCCCUCCCUCCCUCCCUCUUUUUCCAUUGUUGGACCGUUGAGAAUUUUUUCAGAUCAGAUUUGAUGACCGGGGCGGGGUUAUAGACACAGACUUCUCGUUCUCAUUCUCGUUAAAUAUAUAUACAUGUUUGAAAACGUCAGAAAGGGCAGAAUCGAUCAGACGAUAUCGCAUUUAUCGACAGCGACGCUCGCGGAAACUGGAAUUCGACAUCUCUCACUUCUCCUUCUGCUUCUCCAUUCACAUCUCCAUUCUGCCCGCCUGCCUGCCUCGAUGGAUGGAUGGAUCUUUUAUUUUUUCUUCCUUUUUUCCGGUUCUAUCACCCUGCUAGUGAAAAAGGGGGGAAAAAAUUUCAAAAAAAGCAAGUCUCACCUUAUUCACACCCGGACACAAGGACAAGCGCUGUGGUGCUAGAAGUUCCGAAUGGCUCCCUUACAUGUUUUCAGAGGAGUCGAGAAUCCAAAGGGGUUGUUUUGGGGUUUUUUUUUUUAAGGUGGGUUCGAUGGGUGGUGCGAGGCGAGUCUUCACCUCACAUCUAUGAAUGUAAACUUUCUGAGCAUUGUAAACAGGGAUGGGGGAAUGGGGUGGGGGAGGACGUAACACCAGAACGAAGAGGAGGCGAAUCGGCGUAACAUCGCUCAUUUUAACGAUAGGUUACUAUAGCUACUGCUCUCAUCACAUGAAGUAUGACAGCAUCCUCAAUCAAAGAUGGGUAAGAAUCUGAAUUAUUUUAUUUUUUUUUAAGGAUUAUCUGGAUUUAUCAGUGUGUAGUACAGAUUUUGACUCGGUAGGUAUCCACACAGGUUAAGAUGCUCCAUCACUUCUUUCCUGUAUUCAUUUUAAGGAUUUUUUUUUUCUUCUGCUUGCAUUUUUCCCUUAUACACACUUUCUCUUUCAAAAUCGGUCGCCGGUACCGUACUUUUUGCAUGACUAGACUUUUUAAAGAGAAAAACAGCAGCGCACUCAGUAAUACUCCAGAUUAUUCGAUAUCACCACCAAGCAGUGGCCUGACGCACAUGUUCUUUUAUUUGUUUACGUUUUUUCUUUCUUUCUUUCUUUCUUUUUAAAACACAGAGACAUCUUGUGAAAUAAGAAUUUGUGGACACGUACGUUCAUUUAGCUUUGUUCAGGGUCAGGAGCUAGUGUGAAGCGAAGUGAAAAGUGUAUGGGGGGGGCAGGAAGUCGCAAGUUCAUUGAUUGUGUAUAUUUAUAUUUGUAAAUACGUAUACACUUUAUUGCUUAUGUAAAAAAAAAAAAAUAAAAAAAAAAAGUCUGUGGUACAGUAUCUUUGGCAAAAAGGAAAAAAAAAAUUUACUUCGUAAUUGUGUACGGUUUCGGUUGGUUUCUUAUGAAUUAUGAUAUUAUUGAUACUGUGAUUUAUUUUUAUUUUUUAUUCCCCCCCCCCUUCUGUCUUUCUUUCUUCACUACGAUUAUUCCCGAAGACAUGCGCAUAGCCGUAUAAGGAAGCAGUUAUGAGCAAUAGCGUGAGAAAUCUCGAGAAAACCACGAGCACCAGGGUGCGAAUGUUCUUAUUUUGCAGUAUCUAAAGAUAUGAAAAGGAUUUCAAGAAGGGGAAUGAUCUAAAUAAAUAAAUAGAAGUGUUUAUUUAUCUAAUUUAUCGACCAGUUUUGAAGUCGGUGGGGUCUUUUUCUGCUGUACAAAACUUUAUUAAAUCUAUAUUAGCUCUUAUCACAACUUUUCCUUAAAAUUAAUUGGCAAUUUUUUUCACAGUAUGCAGAUUUUCUUUUCUUUAUUUUUAGUAAAUUUCUAUGUGAUGUUCGAGGAAAGGAAUGGGUUUUUAGGACCGAUAGAUACAUCUUAACGUGUACGAUUUCUUUUCCGAUCUAAUCACUUUGCAGCAUGUUCUCAUCGUACAAAAGGACGAGCUGAUAGAAGGAUAAAACAGGUCUCCUUUCAUAUUUUAUCAUCAAGGGCUAAAAAGAAAAUCCUCACAUCACACGUGGGCAGGUGAAGAGGCGCCGUGAGAAACGUCUUACAUGCUCAAAGGAGCAAGGUGCAUCUCAUCCCCUCCAUUUUAAGUUCGAGUAUUUAUAAAGCACUUUUAAUGCAGCAGGGGUUGACCAAAGUGCAGUACUAUUAAAGGCAGCAUCAUUAGAGACAUACAGAUAAAAGAAUUAAACCCAGUAUAAUAAUGAGUUUAUGCUCAUUUGAACGUUAUAGAAUAAAUAAAAAAUUAAACUAGACUUAAAAGUAUUAACAAAAGAGGCAGAGCUAACAUGGAGGGAAAGCUGAGAGUCCCAAACUACAAAUGAUCAGGCAUAACAUUAUGACCUGAAGUGAAUAAGACUGAUUAUCUCUUCAUCAUGGCACCUGGGAGAUAUUAGGCAGCAAGUGGACAUUUUGUCCUCAAAGUCGAUGUGUUAGAAGCAGGAGAAAUGGACAAGCGUAAGGAUUUGAGAAGGGCUGAAUCGUGAUGGCUUGGAGAUCUGAGCAUCUCCAAAACUGCAGGUAUCCUUACAGGACCUAAUGGAUCUGCUGCUAACAUCUUGGUGCCAGAUACCACAGAACACCUUCAGGGAUCUAGUGGAGCCCAUGCCUCGACGAGUCAGGGCUGUUUUGGCAGUAAUAUUAGGCAGGUGGUCAUAAUGUUAUGCCUGAUCGGUAUAUAGAGAUAUAUAUAUACACACGAGUAUAGAAACUCAACACUGUUAUUAAAGAUGCGGUACCUUGCCUUGUGCAUUAAUCCUGGCAGUGUUUCUAGAAGUUUCCGAAUUCCCUAGUGCUAAAUAAAUCUAAAGUGAAGCAUGGACAGCAUCUUCAUGUAGCCCUGAAUUUCACAUGUGUUCAGAACAGUAGCAUUUUCCACUUUUUCCACCCCCCCUUGCUUUACUGUUUCUCAAUACACUAAAACUUUUCUGCUUUAUUCAUUUUAUGCAAAAGGUCGGUUUAUACUUAAUUCAUUGCUCACCUGCAUAUUUUUUAUGAAGGAUUGAAAGCUUUGUGUCAUCCGAAAACAUCCUUCUGUCCAGUUUAGCGAAUUAGACAUGCAUUUAAAAUGGUACAAUUUAUAUCUUCCUGUAAAGCUGCUUUGCGGCAGUGUCCGUUGUUUAAAGGGCCAUCCAGAUAAAAUCGAAUCGAAUUGAAUUCAUCCACACCGACAUGAGGACCAUGUCUCAAGUCCACUUUACCUUCAAAAUGUACAAAUCUAGAAAAGACAGAAGGCCAGAACGAUAAAAAACACGAUCCUUCAGUAGAUUUGAGGUCUGUACUGUCUGAGAGCUUCUGAGGACGUGAACAAGCAGCAGACAUUUUGCGUUCUGGUCAAUAAUGUACAUACAUUAAGGAAAGUUUUGCUCUUGCUUUUUUACUUACACACACACACACACACACCUUUUAGCAAAUCAGUGUAUAAGUCUACAAUUCAUUUGGAGGUGGUGAAAUCUCCAUUAGGCAAAGCUGAAAUCUGACCUUCCUGAAUAAGGAAGAGCUCAAUAGUCCAGUAUUGGUCAUUUAGAAGUAAAAAAAAAUUAAUAAAUAAAACCAGUAUUUUAAUGAAUCUCUCCAGAGUAAGAUUACACAAAAACGAAUCACCCCGAAAAUGUACGAAUUAUGAAUCUGCAUCCCUCGUCUUCGUAUAGCUAUCAUACACACUAUAUCUGUGAUUAGUUUCUAAGAUUUAACGUCAAUACGUGUAUUGCAAUACAGCCAGAAGUCUCAGGAUGACAAAGCUAGGAAUAUGUAUUUGUUGGGGGAGGAAUAAAAAAAAACCAUUGAUUGUAAUGGAUGGACAUGCUUGUCCUAUGGAGACUCUUAAGACAUGUUAAUGGUCUGAUUAUUUUAAAUGCACUUUCUUUUUCAUCCUUGUUGUUGUUUUAUUUUUCUCCUCCCACUAAAACUUCCAAAGCCCCUUUUUGAAAGAGCAAGUCCAAGUACUUAAGACCUCUGGAAUUGAUGGAACAGAUUCCGUUUGCGAUCAUCAUUAAAUGAAAAUCAGUGGAAAAGUAUUUACUAUUUUUUUUAAACUCAUCUGCACAGCGUUCUUUAGGAAAAUGUCUACCUCGAUGAGAUAUUUUUGGGGCAUUUUCAGUGUCACGACGCAAGAAAGCACAAACACAGCACAGUGUAUUGUGAAGCAGAUUACUGAUUAAGAAUCUUUCUGGUCUUUUUAUUUUAUUUUGUCAUUUCCUAUAUAUAUAUAUAUAUAUAUAUAUAUAUAUAUAUAUAUAUAUAUAUAUAUAUAUAUAUAUAUAUAUAUAUAUAUAUAAUCCCAAACUCUUAGAAUGCAGUAUUGGCUAACAUCAUGCAGUAGUUAUUUAGCAUUUCUGUAUCAUCAGAGUGCCUGAGAUGAGUUUUUAAGCAUGAAUCACGGUUUACACCCGGGUAUAGAAGGUGAGAAAUACAUUAGCACAAGAGAAAGUGGUACGGUGUGUGUGUGUGUGUGUGAUUCAUACGAGUAAUUCUCCAUGCUGAGGAACAAGUCGGUAAUGUUUUAUAUAGUGACACUACUACUGCAGGCUAGUACUUUAAAAUUCUCAUCAUGGAAGUGGCUUCUAUUUUCCUCGCCGUUUUCUAGACGCCAUUGAAGUCAUUUUUCCCCUCAAUCUCUCGGCAAAGAUGAUGGAGAGUGGCAUAUCCCCUUUCCUUUUCUUUUUGUUGUUUCCCCCAUGACACCGGAUGUAAAUGUUGUAUUAUAUCAUGUGCCAAUCCCUUCCAUGGACACUGACUUUAUAUAAAGUGCCAACUGUCUGUCCAAAUCCAACGAGGACCGAACCCUGAGACACGACAGUCCCCUUUUUAAAACCCAACUGAAACUAUGUGUGUGUAUAUAUAUAUAUAUAUAUAUAUAUAUAUACAUAUAUAUGAGAGAAAAACACAAUGAAAUUUAUUCUAGAUUUAAGAUUUAAGAUAAAACUGCUGUUCUUUUUUGUUUUUUAAUAAAUUGUCAUUUUUAAAAUGCAUGUGCUCUGUGUUGGGGUUGGAAUUUAUGGGCUAAGAAAAUAUUAAUAUUAAUAUUAAAGCCCUCAAGGCGAGGGAUCAUAUUGGAUAUUGAUUUACAGCAUUCUCGCCAUAUAUUUUUUUGUUUGUUUGUUUUUUUUGUUUUCGUCUUUAUUUGUAUUGAUUCAUUUCAACCACUGUUGCCUGAACCUCAUUCAAACAUGGAAAAGAUUUUCAUAACCGCCUUCUAAAAAAAUCUAUUGAAAAAAAAAAAAGUAAAAAAGAAAGUAUCUGUUUUAAAUUGAAAUAAAUUUGUUCCUAUA
Messenger RNA from Hemibagrus wyckioides, 7112 nucleotides. It is a transcript of the gene gna11b, whose product is annotated as guanine nucleotide binding protein (G protein), alpha 11b (Gq class). Gene Ontology annotation, cellular component: heterotrimeric G-protein complex. Bases 570 to 1649 code for a protein of 359 amino acids. Gene Ontology annotation, biological process: phospholipase C-activating dopamine receptor signaling pathway; adenylate cyclase-modulating G protein-coupled receptor signaling pathway; action potential. Gene Ontology annotation, molecular function: guanyl nucleotide binding; G-protein beta/gamma-subunit complex binding; GTPase activity. The transcript has 7 exons. NCBI's taxonomy places the organism in Eukaryota, Metazoa, Chordata, Actinopteri, Siluriformes, Bagridae. The record is from RefSeq and is a predicted model, not a curated record.